Molecule: messenger RNA, 834 nt
Organism: Sesamum indicum (sesame)
Lineage: Eukaryota; Viridiplantae; Streptophyta; Magnoliopsida; Lamiales; Pedaliaceae
Source: RefSeq, a predicted model, not a curated record
AUGGCCUUUUUGUUUGUAGAGAGUUUGGCACAGAACAAGAGCAGAGUUGUGCAAACUGCGAUCAAGGCCUUGGAGCUGGUGCUUCUAUCAGCCGGCCUCGUUUCCACUCUGCUAAUGCUGAAAGGGGCAGUUCAGACUUACUCAUGUCAGCUUGUUUUGUCUAACCUAGUUGGUUUUUGGAAUUCCAUUAGAUGUUUCUUGUCUUCUCCUCUCUACAUUUGCAUCAUCAUCAACUCCAUGGUGGCCUUGAUUGCAGCCUCCUCCACUCUCCACCCGCAACAAGAAAUCGAUAUCCAUGAUUAUGAUGAUGUUAAGGUUAGUCUUGAUGAUGAUGAUAACAUCCCAAUUCCACAACCACCGGCAGAGGCAGAUGCGGAACCGGCAACACUGGAGAAGGGGAUGUCAUUGGAAAUGGAAGUGAGUAGUAAUGAUCAGGGCCAAGACGAGGCAGAUGACACGAUAGAGGCGACAUGGAAGGCCAUAACCGGGGGAGGAAAGCAAAGGCCUGAAAGGAAACAUUUGAAAAAGAGCGAGACAUGGAAUGUGCGCACGCCACCACACAGACAGAGUGCUGCUGCAGUGGAAAGCCUUAAAUUUUCGGAGGAAUUGCUGAAGCCCACCACUGCUCGGAAGGAGCUGAGGAAAUCGGAGACGUUUGCUGAUUCGGUCAUGUCGAUCACACGCAGAGGCGGGCUGAGGAGGGAUCCGUCGGUCGGCCUAGACGAAUUCAACAAGCAAGUGGAAGCCUUCAUCAAGAAAUUCAACAAUGAGAUGAGGCUACAGAGGCAAGAAUCUGAGCAGAGGUUCUUAGAUAUGUUGAAGAGAGGAGUCUAG